AUGAAAAGUAAAUCGUCGACUUUGGCUAAAUCAGAAGAUGGUGGCUUUGUAGAGCCGGCGCCGAUUGAUGUGAUGCUCAAGGGCCUGGAACUUCGUGAUGAUGAGGAGGAGGACGUGGUGCUAGACGAGGAUCUGGAGAAAAUUCAAGAAGAUGCGAGAUGGCUAGCCCUGGCACAUGUGCACACUGAGAAGAAAUCUAGUCAUGGUUCGUUGUUUGGAAACAUGAGAUCGGCAUGGAAUUGUGCUCAAGAGGUAGAGUUUAGGGCUUUGGAGAACAAUCUGUUCUCAAUUCAAUUUCACUACUUGGGAGAUUGGGAGCGUGUGAUGCAAGAGGGUCCGUGGAUCUUCCGUGGAUGUCAUGUUCUUAUUGGAGAGUAUGAUGGAUGGGCUGAACCGGAGACAGUGGUGCUAAAUACUUAUCCUGUAUGGGUGCAGGUCCAUGAUCCCAAGGAGAAGAUGAGAACGAGUAGCAUCGCCAUGCAUUUUGCCUCUCUGGCGGGCAAAGUCAUUAAAUUGGAUGAAGCUUUGGUGAAAGGACAUGGGAAGGGAGUCAAAGUAAGAGUUUUAAUGGAUGUACACAAGCCUUUGACCAGGUGUACAGGCCUCACGGUGAGGAAGAUGAAACAAUAUUAUCGGUUGAUGUACGAGAAACUACUAGUGUUCUGUGGUGUUUGUAGGCUGGUUGGACAUGUAACAAAGGAGCAUGCUGAUGGUGUGCAUGCUCCAGAUGCAAUUAAGUACCCCCUCCCCCUUCGCUGA
Molecule: messenger RNA, 759 nt
Organism: Phragmites australis (common reed)
Lineage: Eukaryota; Viridiplantae; Streptophyta; Magnoliopsida; Poales; Poaceae
Exons: 1
Coding region: 1-759 (252 amino acids)
Source: RefSeq, a predicted model, not a curated record